UCUCGUCCUACUCUUUGAAGACUUUCGCUUACCCAAGUCCGUCUUAUAGAUGCCAUCAGGUGUUUCCAUAGCGGAUGAAUGCAUCAUCGCCUACAAGCAACUCCGUUCCGGAAGAGGGGCAAAAAAGCCAUCAUUUGUGAUUUACCGGAUCUCAGACGACCAAACCGCUGUUGUAGUUGAAGAAUCAUCUACAGAACAGGAUUUUGAGACCUUCCAUCAGAAGCUCUGCUCCACUGUGGAUAGCCGCGGCAACUCAGCCCCACGUUAUGCCGUUUAUGAUGUUGAGUAUGACCUUGGAGAAGAUGGCAAGCGGUGCAAGACAGUGUUUAUAAGUUGGGUGCCUGCUAGCACACCGCUGAAACUGUGUAUGCUUUACGCGAGCACUAAAGAGCAGCUGCGGAGCGCUCUUGAUGUCAAGUUAUCCAUCCACGCUGAUACACCUGAUGAGAUUGAAUGGAAGACCGUGCUAAGCGUGGCCAGUGGGGGUAAGGCUUGAGACAUGAACUAAGGAUUGUUGGUGCUAUAUCAGAAUGUAAUUUAAUUGGGUCGUCAUCUAAAUAAACUGAACUCUGCGUUAAUGUGGAAGCUUUCCCUAUGAACAACGCUUUUGAAUGCAUAGUUCUUGAUAGGCUGAAGCUGAUUGAGAGCCGAUGGACCGAUACCGUUAUGUUUAGUGCGUACAAUGUGUGGGUCUGGUAGAUGCCGUAGAAACUUUUGUU
Molecule: messenger RNA, 719 nt
Organism: Aspergillus caelatus
Lineage: Eukaryota; Fungi; Ascomycota; Eurotiomycetes; Eurotiales; Aspergillaceae
Product: actin-binding ADF family protein
Exons: 3
Coding region: 50-496 (148 amino acids)
Biological process (GO): actin filament severing; cell motility; actin filament depolymerization
Cellular component (GO): actin cytoskeleton; cytoplasm; actin cortical patch
Molecular function (GO): actin filament binding
Source: RefSeq, a predicted model, not a curated record